GUGCGCCACUAGCAGAGCGCCCGGAUCAUGACGCGCUUGCUCCGUACCGGAGCGACCUUGUUGGUCGGUGCGAGUUUUGGAGCUUCAGUGAGCCGCCUUCUGGGCGUCAGAGGCCGGGAAGAGGAGGAAGAGGAAGCCGGUGCUCCUCUGGGUCUACUGGGCAGAGUGCCGGUGCUCCCCGUAGCGAGAGUCCAGGCCUCCGAGCUGACGGUGAGUCCGGGUGGGUCAGGAUCGGUGAUGAAGUAUGGAUUUCCCUCAGUGGCCAACAUCAAAACCAGAGAGUCCUAUGUUUCCUCGUACGACCCCCGCACACGCACUCCAUCCUGGGUAAUAGAGAGGCUUACCCCAGCCUCCCUGAACGGGCCGUCAGACAGGAAGUACUGCAACUUCAAAGAGGACGAAAGCAUCCACAUCUUUCACAGGGCGACCAACGCAGACUUCAAGGGGAGUGGCUUUGACAGAGGUCACAUGGCAGCGGCAGCCAAUCACAGGUGGAGUCAGAAAGCAAUGGAAGACACCUUCUACCUGAGCAAUGUGGCCCCACAGAACCCUCAUAUGAAUCAGAACACCUGGAACAAUCUGGAGAAACUGUGUCGCUCUCUAACCAAACAUUACCUCAACAUCUACGUCUGUACCGGACCGCUCUACCUGCCCAGUCAGCAGGCUGAUGGGAAACUCUACGUCAGGUAUCAGGUGUUAGGACGAAACCACGUCGCUGUGCCGACGCAUUUCUUCAAGGUGCUGAUCCUGGAGAAGGUAGAUGGAAAGGGGGUGGAGCUUCGAUCAUAUGUUUUACCCAAUGAACCAAUAGACGAGAAGAUUCCUCUGGAGCGUUUCCUGGUUCCCAUAGAAACCAUCGAGAGAGCUUCAGGACUUCACUUUGUUCCGAACAUCAUGAAGAGGACCAGCAGCCUGCAGGCCAUCACUGCCAGAUGAGCUCCAUUACCCAUGAUGCACUUAUUUAUCUCUUUAAACAGAUCCCCUGUUCACUGUAGUUGUUUGAUAAUGAACCAAGUUAGUUGAUCCCUACUGGAGAACCAAGUGAUCACAUGAUCGGGUGAUCAUGUGACUGAUAUAACCAUCUAAUGUGAUCACCGUGUGAUUCUGUUUAUAAAUGAUGAACGUGUCACUGUAUUUAAAUACUUGUUAGUUUAGGACACUCAAUGGUUUGUGUUAAUAGAUUACUCUGAACACCCAUUGCUUUUGUGCCUUAAUUUAAACCAUAUGGUACAAUUUUGAUCUCAAUAUUUGUCUACUAAUGACAAUAACAAUGAAUAACAAAGUAUUUUAAAAUAUUGUAUCUUCACUCAGAAAGGAAACCAUAAUAAAUAAUAUACAUGUGAUUA
This is a messenger RNA of Gasterosteus aculeatus aculeatus (three-spined stickleback), 1346 nucleotides long. It is a transcript of the gene endog, whose product is annotated as endonuclease G. Gene Ontology annotation, cellular component: mitochondrial inner membrane; nucleus. NCBI's taxonomy places the organism in Eukaryota, Metazoa, Chordata, Actinopteri, Perciformes, Gasterosteidae. The record is from RefSeq and is a predicted model, not a curated record. Gene Ontology annotation, biological process: apoptotic DNA fragmentation. Gene Ontology annotation, molecular function: nucleic acid binding; single-stranded DNA endonuclease activity; RNA endonuclease activity.